This is a messenger RNA of Sorex fumeus (smoky shrew), 6989 nucleotides long. RefSeq names its product tripartite motif containing 24 (gene TRIM24). Gene Ontology annotation, molecular function: protein binding; zinc ion binding. The record is from RefSeq and is a predicted model, not a curated record. The transcript has 20 exons. Bases 1 to 3240 code for a protein of 1079 amino acids. Lineage: Eukaryota; Metazoa; Chordata; Mammalia; Eulipotyphla; Soricidae.
AUGGAGGUGGCUGUGGAGAAGGCGGCGGCGGCCGCGGCCUCGGCGGCGGCGGCGGCAGCGGCGGCCAACGGGGCCCCGUCGGCGUCGGCGACGGCGGCGGCGGCCUCGGCGGCUUCGGCAGCGGCGGCGGCGGCGCCGAGCGGCGAGAACGAGGCCGAGAGCCGCCAGGGCCCCGACUCGGAGCAGGGCGGCGAGGCGGCCCGGCUCAACCUGUUGGACACUUGCGCCGUGUGUCACCAGAACAUCCAGAGCCGCGCGCCCAAGCUGCUGCCCUGCCUGCACUCCUUCUGCCAGCGCUGCCUGCCCGCGCCCCAGCGCUACCUCAUGCUGCCCGCGCCCAUGCUGGGCUCGGCGGCGCAGCCGCCGCCGCCGCCGUCGUCGUCGUCGUCGCUGUCGUCGUCGCUGCCCGGACCCGGCUCGCCGGCCGGCGGCUCCCUGCCGUUCGCCACGCAAGUUGGAGUCAUUCGAUGUCCAGUUUGUAGCCAAGAAUGUGCAGAGAGACACAUUAUAGAUAAUUUUUUUGUGAAGGACACUACUGAGGUUCCCAGCAGUACAGUAGAAAAGUCUAAUCAGGUGUGUACAAGCUGUGAAGACAACGCAGAAGCAAAUGGAUUUUGUGUUGAGUGUGUCGAGUGGCUCUGCAAGACGUGCAUCAGAGCUCACCAGAGGGUGAAGUUCACAAAAGACCACACUGUAAGGCAGAAGGAAGAAGUAUCUCCAGAAGCAGUUGGUGUGACCAGUCAGAGGCCAGUGUUUUGUCCUUUCCAUAAAAAGGAACAGCUGAAGCUUUACUGUGAAACAUGUGAUAAACUGACAUGUCGGGAUUGCCAGUUACUAGAACAUAAAGAGCACAGAUAUCAAUUUAUAGAAGAAGCUUUUCAGAAUCAGAAAGUAAUCAUAGAUACACUAAUUACCAAGCUGAUGGAAAAAACAAAAUACAUAAAAUUCACAGGAAAUCAAAUCCAAAACAGGAUAAUUGAAGUAAAUCAAAAUCAAAAGCAGGUGGAACAAGAUAUUAAAGUUGCUAUAUUUACACUGAUGGUAGAAAUCAAUAAAAAAGGAAAAGCUCUACUGCAUCAGCUUGAGAGCCUUGCAAAGGACCAUCGCAUGAAGCUAAUGCAGCAACAACAAGAAGUGGCUGGACUUUCUAAACAGUUGGAACAUGUCAUGCAUUUUUCUAAAUGGGCAGUUUCCAGUGGCAGCAGUACAGCAUUGCUCUAUAGCAAGCGAUUGAUCACUUACCGGUUACGGCACCUACUUCGAGCAAGGUGUGAUGCUUCGCCAGUGACCAACAACACCAUCCAGUUUCACUGUGAUCCUAGUUUCUGGGCUCAAAAUAUUCUCAAUUUAGGUUCUUUAGUAAUCGAAGAUAAAGAGAGUCAGCCACAAAUGCCUAAGCAGAAUCCUGUCGUGGAACAGAAUUCACAGCCACCAGGUGGUUUAUCUUCAAACCAGUUAUCCAAGUUUCCAACACAGAUCAGCCUAGCUCAAUUACGACUUCAGCAUAUGCAGCAACAGGUAAUGGCUCAGAGGCAACAGGUGCAACGGAGGCCAGCACCUGUGGGUUUACCAAACCCUAGAAUGCAGGGGCCCAUCCAGCAACCUUCCAUCUCUCAUCAGCAACCCCCUCCACGUUUGAUAAAUUUCCAAAAUCACAGCCCCAAACCUAAUGGACCAGUUCUUCCUCCUCAUCCUCAGCAACUGAGAUUUUCACCAAACCAGAAUAUGCCACGACAAGCAGUAAAGCCCAAUCCCUUACAAAUGGCUUUCUUGGCUCAACAAGCCAUAAAACAGUGGCAGAUCAGCAGUGGGCAAGGUGCCCCAUCGGCUGCCAGCAGCACCUGCUCCACUCCUUCCAGUCCCACCGUCACUAGUGCAGCAGGCUAUGACGGAAAGGCUUUUGGGUCACCGAUGAUUGACUUAAGCUCACCAGCGGGAGGGCCCUAUAACCUCCCUUCUCUUCCGGACAUUGACUGUUCAAGUACUAUUAUGCUGGACAAUAUUGUGAGGAAGGACACUAGUAUAGAUCAUGGACAGCCAAGACCACCAUCAAACAGAACUGUCCAGUCACCAAAUUCAUCAGUGCCAUCUCCAGGUCUUGCAGGACCUGUGACGAUGACGAGUGUACACCCACCAAUACGUUCACCUAGUGCCUCCAGUGUUGGGAGCCGAGGAAGUUCUGGCUCUUCCAGCAAACCAGCAGGAGCUGAUUCCACACACAAAGUCCCAGUGGUCAUGUUGGAGCCAAUCCGAAUAAAACAAGAAAACAGUGGACCACCUGAAAAUUACGAUUUCCCUGUUGUUAUAGUGAAGCAGGAGUCAGAUGAAGAAUCUAGACCUCAAAAUACCAGCUAUCCAAGAAGUAUACUCACCUCCCUCCUCCUAAAUAGCAAUCAGAACUCGGCCUCUGAUGAAUCCGUCCUGAGAUCAGAUGCACCUGACAGCACAGGAGAUCAGCCUGGACUUCACCAGGAAAAUUCCUCGAAUGGAAAGCCUGAGUGGUUGGCUGCCUCUCAGAAGUCCCCCCUUCAUGGGGAGACGAGGAAAGAGGAUGACCCCAAUGAGGACUGGUGUGCAGUGUGUCAGAAUGGAGGGGAGCUCCUAUGCUGUGAAAAGUGUCCCAAAGUAUUCCAUCUUUCUUGUCAUGUGCCUACUUUGGCAAAUUUUCCAAGUGGAGAGUGGAUAUGCACUUUCUGUCGCGACUUAUCUAAACCAGAAGUUGAAUAUGAUUGUGAUGCUCCUAGUCACAACUCAGAAAAAAAGAAAAAUGAAGGUCUUACUAAGUUAACACCAAUAGAUAAAAGGAAGUGUGAACGCCUACUUCUAUUUCUUUAUUGUCAUGAAAUGAGCCUGGCUUUUCAAGACCCAGUUCCACUAACUGUGCCUGAUUAUUACAAAAUAAUUAAAAAUCCAAUGGACUUGUCAACCAUCAAGAAAAGGCUACAUGAAGAUAAUUCCCUGUAUACAAAGCCUGAAGAUUUUAUUGCUGAUUUUAGAUUGAUUUUUCGAAACUGUGCUGAAUUUAAUGAGCCUGAUUCAGAAGUAGCCAAUGCUGGUAUAAAACUUGAAAGCUAUUUUGAAGAACUUCUAAAGAACCUAUAUCCAGAAAAAAGGUUUCCUAAACUAGACUUCAGAAAUGAAUCAGAAGAUCAUAAAUUUAGUGAUGACUCAGAUGAUGACUUUGUACAGCCCCGGAAGAAACGCCUCAAAAGCAUUGAUGAACGCCAGUUGCUUAAAUAAGCAGUGCUGUUGGGUUGUGCUGGUUUUUAGAUUUUUUUUUGUUUUGUUAAAAAAAGAAAAAUUGUUAGUAAUUUAACAUCAUUACAAAGAAGAGUUUGUGACCACUCUGAUUUUUAUUUUGUGUUUAUUAGAUUUUGAUUUCCUUAACUGUUUCUUUUCACCUUUUUUAUUAAAAAUCAAAAAAAAAAGCAGGAAGGAAAAGAAAUUGAAUUGUCAACAGCAAAUAAAAAGGCAUUCUUAAUUCUUUCCAUUUCUUGGAUAUCAAAACUGCAGUCUUGGGUGAUAACUACUUUAGAAUGAAGUAGACUCUAAGUUGAACUUUUAAUGUGGUUUGGAUGUAUGCAUUAAUCAGUGUUUAGAAAAUACCGCCAUCCAUUCAUGAUGGCCUACCUGGGAAUCAGGUGUACUACCCUCAAGAGUAGUGCUUCCUGAACACAGUGGUAAUUCAGUUCCAGCCUGAAUGCUGGCAGGUGCAACACAAAAGCAGAUUAGAUGCUAUUAAGAAGGCACCUAAUUGUAUAUCAUACAAGAUGGCAACUGUGUUAAAAAAGAAACAGGAAAACAAAUACUUGAUUUUUGUCUUUGGUUUUUGUUGUUAAUAGAGGUGUUUGAUACAGCAGGUUUAGAAGGCCAGUUUCCAUACAUUUCAACUCUGUCUUCCACUGAGGAAGUAAGUUGUAUACAUUUGGUUUAACUGUAUCUAUAUGUGGUUUGUUUUUUCAACUGUGCAGGUGAUCCUUUUAUAAUAUGAUUCAUUAUUUGCAGUAUGGUUUUUAAUGGAAUAGCUCAAAACAUGAAGUACAUCAGCACUCACAAUAUUUGAUGUAGAUUCUUCAUUAUAUGCCCUACUUGGGAUUAAAUAGAAGUUCCCCUGGAAGGUCCUGCUUUUUUGUGGUUUUCAUCUAUCUUUACAUUUUGAAAUAAAAUAUGUGUUGUGGGAUUGAAGAACAGACAAUUAGAGGGAAUUAUAGUGGAAAUUUAUUUUUUUCUGAAGUAUUUAAUUUGUUUUUUAAGAGUCCGAACUUCACAUUGGAUCUUUGAUAUGACUUUCAUUUUCAUUUUCCCAGUAGGAAUGUGAAAGACCUAUCUUCUGAAGACAGGCAUAUUCUUAGUGUGCUCGACCUAGUUAGUUUAACUAAUUCAUUCCUUUGAUUCCUUUGUCUUGUUCAAUAUAAAAGACAAUUUAGAUUUAGAUAGGAAAAAAUCUUUGUGCCAUUUGCUAAUCUGAUACUUGACAAAUAUUAACAAAUGGAGUUUAGUCUUCCAAAGGAAACCUUUAUUUGUAAAACAUUAAUUGGCUGAUGAAAAUUUUCUCUUUAGGCUAUUAGAAUAAAAGUAUAGCCCACUUGAAAGAAUGUUAUUCUUUGGAUAUACAGCUCAUGAAUUACUGUGGAGGACUUUUAUCCACAUGGUAUUACUUCUUAAGAUAAAUAAUUUGAAAAUAUACUGAACCUGGUAUAUUGGAUCUUGGCUAUUACUAGAAAUUAAGAGAAAAUAACCUAAUAGAUUGCUACACUCUGUGUUAUCUUUAGAUUAUCCAUAAUACGCCAGUUAUAAAUUAGUAAUUGAAAAGUCUUGAUUAUUUUUCCAAAUAUUAUAAGGUAAUGUAUUUGUCAUUUUAAAUAUGCUUUACAUUAACCAAAAACUGUUAGACCAAAUCUUGAUAAUGGUGUAUGUACCAUUAAAUUGUUUUUUUUUUUUUUUUACUACAGCAUUUUAAAAGCUAGCAACCUAUGGAGCAUUUGCUAAAAAGUUUAUUAUUGGUAUUAUAGAAUACUACUAUCCUGUUAUUUCAUAUUUGACUCCUGAGUUAAAACAGAGCAGCAGAGAUAAACUUUGAAGAUGAUUACAAAGGGAAGUUAUAUCUAACAGGGAAAAAAAUAAUUCUCUAAAUUUUGAGCCAGAAUUUCUAAUACAUACCCACAACUUUUAACUGUUAUAGUCAGUGCCAUAUUCGUCUUUUCAAACAGUGUUUCUCUUUUUGUGAAUGAAAGGCAGUAGAGAAUAUCAUGUAUGACUAAAUAGUCAUGUUAAAAGUGAUUGUCAGCUAGGGCCAGAGAGAAGCAUCUGCCUUGCAUGAGCCAACCCUGGUUCAAUACCUGGUUCAAUGUUUGAUCCCCUGAGGGACCACCAACAGUGACCAUUGAAUAGAGAGUCAGGAAUAAGUCCCAGGCAUUGCAAGUGUUCUAUCUGAAGUGGCCUUUUAUUAGUGGUCUUUAGAGUCAAGUGAGCAUAUUAACAAGUAUCUUUAUGCUUAGGUGGAACUCAGCUGUGUCUUUUUCCUUCAGUUUGUUUUAUUUUGUUUUGGAUUCGUAUUAGCUGUGUUUCCUCCUGGCUCUUUGCUUGGGAAUCAUUCUUGUUGGUGCCCAGGGGACCAUAAAGGGCGCCAUGCUGUAUGACUGAAACCCAAUCAUGAACAGCUUUGUCAUGGGCUAUCUCAUGGUGAUUCAAUUUUUUUAAAAAAAUGUGUUUUUAAAGGGUGCCAUGACCAAACACAGCUUGGCUUCAUCAAGGCAAGCACCUUAUCCACUGUAUUACUUCUCUAGCCCCAGUCCUUCAAUUUUAAUAGAAAUGAGCUCUGUUAUGAACCUAGUUGAAUCCCAUACUUCCUCCCAAAGUUCAAUGCAGUCCCAGCUACCUUGACCUAAAUUUAAUACAGUUUGCCUCUGAAUUCCCUCUAAUUAGGAAUCAAGAGCCCAAUGUCAUAGCUGCAAGAUGUGAUCAUGAGAUCACACUUCUGGUCAGAGGAGACCAGUUCAGUUACUAAAAGCUUUCUCUGGUGCUAAGCUUCUAAUGUUUUUAGCAAUAAAGAAAAACAAGUCAUAGUGAUUUUUUUUUGUGGUUGUGGAAGUGCAAAUGGGCUGAGACAUACUAUAUUAAAUUCACAAUGUAUUUGUACAUCAGAAUCUGACAAUGCAGAUGUUUUGUCCUUUGGACAGUCCCUAUUCUGAAUAGAGGAUAGGAAAGUGGAAGUUCUAAAAAGAAACAAUCAUGAUAGAUUAUCUCCCCCAUACACUAAAGAAUAGACUCCACAUUUUACUACCAGAGUAGUGUAGAUGUUUCUGAGAAGUGCUUUCAAGAGGUUGAGUUCCGUUGAUUGCUGCACUUGUGCUUAUGAAUUUGUUUCAAAUUCCUAUGCUAUGGCUAUGCUUAAAUUUCUAGAUUUGGGUUCCAUGGAGAGACAGGUUAGACACCAAAAGGAGGAACUCUCCUUUUUCCUAAGGCCCAAACCAAAAAUUAAUAUGAAGCCUAAAAGUUAGCCACUACAAAUGAGCAAAAGACUUGAAUUGAAUCUGUACUCAUUUUGGUUUGCCUGUAUUUGUUGUAAAUGAGAAAAAUCACAUGAUCUGAUUGGCCAUUAAAAUUAUAGACACAUCAUGGGAUCAAACAUCUCUAGUUUUUUUUUUUAUUAAAAUAGAGCCUCAUCUUUUAAAUAAUUAUGUUGUUAUUGUUAACUGUUUUGUGACCACGUAAAUAAAUAGUUGAUGCCUUUUAAAGCAUACAUUCGCACACCCUUGGGUGUGAAUUACUCAAGUCCUACUUCAAGUCCUCCAAUCUUGAGAGAGAGCAGUACUGACCAGUCAGAUCACAAGAUUUUUCUCCAUCAGGUUUUGCUUAUUGUGAAGGAUAUCUGAGGCAGUAGUCUGUUGUGUGUGCGUGUGCGUGUGUGUGUGUGUGGUAUUCUUUUUUUUAAUUUGAAGGAAACAACUGGUGCUUUGAUUUUAAUAAAAAUUAGCUUUGGAUUUUUA